This is a messenger RNA of Heterocephalus glaber (naked mole-rat), 1169 nucleotides long. Lineage: Eukaryota; Metazoa; Chordata; Mammalia; Rodentia; Bathyergidae. The record is from RefSeq and is a predicted model, not a curated record.
UUAACUGAAGAGAAAGAGGAAUGAAGCAACUCCUGCCUCUAUUUCUGCUUUUUAUAACAUUUUCUUCUGCAUUCCCUGCAGACCAAAAGGUGGAAAAUGAGGAAAACAUGCAACUGGCUCAGGCAUAUCUCAACCAGUUCUACUCUACUGAGAUAGAAGGGAGUCAUCUCAUUCAAAGCAAGAACAGGAGUCUCAUAGAUGGCAAAAUCCAGGAAAUGCAAGCAUUUUUUGGAUUGACAGUGACUGGAAAACUGGACUCCAACACUCUUGAGAUCAUGAAGACACCCAGGUGCGGGGUGCCCGAUGUGGGGCAGUACGGCUACACUCUCCCUGGGUGGAGAAAACGCAAGCUCACAUACAGAAUAAUGAACUAUACUCCAGAUAUGCCCCAAGCUGAUGUGGAUCAGGCCAUCCAAAAAGCUUUACAACUGUGGAGUAAGGUCACACCACUAAUGUUCACCAAGAUCUACAAGGGGGUUGCAGAUAUCAUGAUCGCCUUUAGGACUCGAGUCCAUGGUUGGUGUCCUCGUCAUUUUGAUGGCCCCUUGGGAGUCCUUGGCCAUGCCUUUCCUCCUGGUAGGGGUCUGGGUGGUGACACUCACUUUGAUGAGGACGAGAACUGGACAACUAAGAACACAACAGGAUUUAACUUGUUUCUUGUGGCUGCUCAUGAAUUUGGUCAUUCCCUGGGGCUCUCUCAUUCCAAUGAUGAAAGAGCAUUGAUGUUCCCAAAUUAUGUCACCCUGGAUCCUAGCAAGUACCCACUUUCUCAGGAUGAUAUCAAUGGAAUCCAAUCCAUCUAUGGAGGUCUACCUACAGCACCUGUCAAAACAAAAGGAACCAAUAUACCCCAUGCCUGUGACCCUAACUUGACUUUUGAUGCUAUAACCACUCUCCGCAGAGAAGUGAUGUUCUUUAAAGGCAGGCAUUUAUGGAGGAUCUAUUAUGAUAUUGCUGAUGUGGAAUUUGAGUUGAUUGCUUCAUUUUGGCCAUCUCUGCCAGCUGAUCUCCAAGCUGCCUAUGAAAACCCCAAAGAUACAAUUCUGGUUUUCAAAGGGGUUCGGAAAGCAGCACCGCAGCCUUUCCCACCACACAGCCUGCACAAGUUUGGACUUCUUAAACCAAACCUGGUGGCACAGGUCUCUGAGCCCAGCACGCUGGCAGGCUGA